AUGUUUCCUCGGCGCGUGGUCCUACCUCGCACGACCAGCAGGUCAAUCUUGCUGAUGCAGCUCAGGAGGUUCGCCUCCAAGAACUUCUCACCUUCGGCCCCGAGCAUCAGCAAGGGAAUGAGAUAUACUGCGAUUACCGGUGUCGUCGCCGCGCCAUGCCUUUGGUGGUUGACAAGUACCCACGACGAUGCGCCAAGUCUACAGAGUCCGCCCACCCAGCAGCUCUUCAGUGAGCCAGGCCCUUCUGGAGACCAGGUCACGCAGAUGAUAUCGCAAGGCGCAUAUUCUGUUCGUGUCAAAAGCAUUUCCGGGGUCACCAGAUACGAUGGCACUCAAUUUGGCUCCAACCCCCUGUGCGAGGAUCGCUUCAUCCAUGGCAAAUUCCCUUCGCCAUGGGAUGAUGGCAACCAGUGGAUGACCUGGGCUGUUUUCGACGGACAUGCCGGUUGGCAGACAGCAGACUUACUAGAGAAGCAACUCCUGCCCCAUGUACGACACAGCUUAAGCCAAGUCAAGUCGGCAUCAAUCGGAGGAUCCGUACCUGACGAAUUCAUCCGGCGCGCUAUUACGACAGCGUUUAUUAAGCUCGACGAUUCUAUCAUCAAUGCAGCUCUGGACACGGCUCAGAGUAAGGAACCGCUGCAAGACAAGAUCAAGAAACUGGCUCCGGCUUAUGCCGGUUCAUGCGCUCUGCUAUCAUUAUAUGAUCCUGUCACAAGCAAUCUGCAUGUGGCAUGCACUGGAGAUUCCAGAGCAGUUUUGGGACGAAAGGGGCCAAACGGCAAGUGGGAGGCGAUACCCUUGUCGGUAGACCAAACCGGUAGCAACAAGGAAGAAAUUGCCAGGCUCAACAAGGAGCACCCUGGAGAAGAAAACGUUGUCAAGAAUGGUCGCGUUUUGGGGAUGAUGGUCUCGCGAGCUUUUGGCGAUGGUCGGUGGAAGUUUCCUUUGGACUUUCAGCUCGACUCGGUGCGGAAAUUCUACGGUGUACCGCCUUUGACCCCGACCGACGACUUUCGAACUCCUCCAUAUCUGACCGCCGAGCCUGUUGUGACAUCCACCAAGAUCGAUCCCAGCACACAAACGUUCUUGAUCAUGGCCACAGACGGCCUGUGGGAUAUGCUCUCCAGUCAGCAGGCCGUUGAUCUGGUGGGCCAGUGGGUAGAUUCACGGGGGGUGCCAGGGGACAACAACAAACCGGAGGCAACUUACGAACCAUUCGAUUUUGGUCAAUUCUGGAAGGGAGUGAACUGGAAGUUUAUCAAGCGUAGGACGACGAACCAAGAUGACAACGCCGCCGUGCACCUUACGCGUAACUGCCUUGGCGGAAACCAUCAUGAGUUGAUCGCAGGCCGGCUAGCCUUCAGCCCUCCGUUUUCCCGGCGUGUACGAGAUGAUAUUACUGUGCAGGUUGCUUUCUUUAACUCGGAUCCCUAA
Messenger RNA from Cordyceps militaris CM01, 1437 nucleotides. Its product is annotated as pyruvate dehydrogenase, putative. The record is from RefSeq and is a predicted model, not a curated record. Gene Ontology annotation, molecular function: protein serine/threonine phosphatase activity. The coding region runs from base 1 to 1437 and encodes 478 amino acids. Gene Ontology annotation, biological process: protein dephosphorylation. NCBI's taxonomy places the organism in Eukaryota, Fungi, Ascomycota, Sordariomycetes, Hypocreales, Cordycipitaceae. The transcript has a single exon.